Molecule: messenger RNA, 1932 nt
Organism: Penicillium bovifimosum
Lineage: Eukaryota; Fungi; Ascomycota; Eurotiomycetes; Eurotiales; Aspergillaceae
Product: putative protein kinase
Exons: 2
Coding region: 1-1932 (643 amino acids)
Biological process (GO): protein phosphorylation; intracellular signal transduction
Cellular component (GO): cytoplasm
Molecular function (GO): protein serine/threonine kinase activity; ATP binding
Source: RefSeq, a predicted model, not a curated record
AUGACAGCCGAGUCCGGUCCACCGACAAUGUCAACAAUGACACAAGAUGCAAGCGACCCGGAACAUACAAAGAAAGAGGAGGUCAAUGCGCCUCUUUCGGUAGACGACUCAAUGCCUUCCCAACCUAGUUCUGUGUCGCUAUUGCCGUCUCUGCAAAUUCGCACCGACCUACCCAGCAUCCGUCCUUCCAGCCCGCGAGAUUUUGAUUCUCAUGCUUCCACCAGUCUGUCUGGAAGUUAUCCGCGUCGUACCCCGAGUCUUCGUGCCCUCAUCGCACCACCUAUAUCCAGUGCAGGCUCGUUAUCCCCGGCUUCAAUUAUGUCCUCGCCCCAAUUGACCGCGAUGGGUGACAUCACCCCAUUACCAUCGCCAAUUGGAGGUGCCUCGCCGUGGCGCAAUCACAAUUUGCCAUCGGUAUCGCGUUCCUCGUCGAUGUCGCGAAACGGAUCAAGCCUUCGGUUGAGUGACUCGUCACAAAUGCUGGAGCCCCCAGUCGCGUCCCGUUCGCGCGCCAAACCAUACACGGGUAUUGAUAGCCAUGGAGAAGAGUCACCCGUGCCCAACCGAUAUCGUCGCGACUCGCCUUCAAAACAUUCUCAUUCUCGGAAUCGCAGUCUAAGUGACUACGUGCCUGCUGGCCGCGUCUCCGUCCCUCCCCGUCCGAUCGCGGUAUCUGGCAAUGCCGGGCUUGGCAUUGUAUCCUCAUCGAGCACAGAUUCGAAGUCCAACGGGCUCCAUCGCGAGCAGUAUUUGGCGGUCCAUCGGGGUAUCACAUUGCCGACCAUACGCCCUCCCAGCCCGCCCCGCAGCAGUGGUAGUGGGUAUACUGAUAAUGAGCCCGUCAUUCGUCAUCCCGCCCCCCUCACGACGCCUCAGGAGUUAUAUUCUGUCCGGUCUGUCCGCACGGAGCAAGCUAGGAUCUACCAAAAGAUCCGGACACUGGGCCAGGGCACGUUCAGUCAGGUCAGUCUCGCGGCACGUGUGGAGGCUAUCCCCGAGAUGCCUUUGUCGCCGGGCGGGAAUGAUGCCAGCGAAUUCCAUGGGUUCGUGAACAAUCAGAAGUUGGUUGCCGUCAAGAUCAUUGAACAUGGUCCCGCUGGAGGCGCGGAUGAGAGCCGAUUGGAGGUAUCACUCAAGCGUGAAGUGGAAAUCUUGAAGUCUAUCAAUCAUCCGUCGUUGGUUCAACUGAAAGCAUUUGGCAGUGAUGAGAAGCGUUCAUUGUUGGUUCUGGACUACUGUCCUGGGGGUGAUUUGUUCGAGUUUGCUACAUCAGGGGCUCAUCAUAUGUGCCCGGGGUUGAUCAGGCGUAUAUUUACGGAGUUAGUUGAUGCCGUACGCUAUUUGCAUGCGCAUUACAUCGUUCACCGGGACAUCAAGUUGGAGAAUGUUUUGCUUACCAUGCCCGCUCAUGUCAUGGAUGAUAUAAAGGAUUGGCGCACCCACGACCGCGCCGUUGUCACACUCAGCGACCUCGGUUUGUCGCGACGUAUACCGGAACCGCCCGAGAGCCCACUUUUGCAAACUCGCUGUGGUAGCGAAGACUACGCGGCUCCUGAGAUUCUGAUGGGUCAGGCCUACGACGGGCGUGCUACUGAUGCCUGGGCUCUCGGUGUCUUGCUUUAUGCCAUAAUGGAGAACCGUCUACCCUUCGAUGUUCUGCCCGGCACUCGCGGAGAUCCAGCCAAGCUUCGUGCCCGCACCCCGCAUCGUAUCGCACGUUGCGAGUGGGCUUGGUAUAGAUAUGCCGAUGAGGAUGAGGAAUGGGAUCAUGAAAAGGGCAAAGACCUCGAGGGGGCCCGCGAUUGCGUGGAAGGACUUCUGAAGCGCAACACGAAACGCAAGACCCUUGAUGAGAUUGCCGCCAUGCAAUGGGUGCGCGAUGCCAUCGAUGUGCCCGGUGGUCUAAAACGAGGGGACAAAGAAGUGCCAUAG